CUGUUCCGUCAUCCUUACUCGUUGGCUGUUUGGUUUGGCAUUUGGUAGUGAACGGAACGAAGUGUCGUUGUAUAGAUUGCUCGUUGACUGGCUGAAAAUAGUGAACCAAAGUAUGAGUUUUCGAAAUAUGUUCGAAUAAAAAGUGUUUAGUGAGUGACUGUCAUCCAGCAAGAUGGUUGAUGACGUGAGAAAUAUUAACGAAACCGCUGAAAGCAAAGAGGCCAUCGACCGGUCGAGAUUAGCGCGGGAGAGACGUGAAGCAGAGCAAAGAAAGCGACUAGACGAACUUCGAGCGCACGCUGCGGCCGCACAGGCCCAGAGAGAGAAACGAGACGAGGACCGGAGACGGAGGCAGGCCGAGCAGAGAGCAAAGGACGACGACAGACGACAACAGGUCAGUGAAUGUGUGGAAGAACGAAAACGUGCAAUAUGGGAAGCGUCCAUAUCCCGGCGCGAAGCAUUAUUGCAACGAGAGAAGGACCGAGCGGAGCGCAUGGAACGCGCCCGCGCCGCCCGGUCUUCGCCCCGACCGGCGUUCGCUUUCGGUUCUUCGACACCACGGCUCCUGGAUCCGCUAGAUUCGGCCGGAUUCUUCUGGGCAGCGCGCAGUACCAACCCCAUAGAUCAGAUGAACUUUUUUGAGUCGCUGGCGGCAUCAACAACGAACGUGAUGUUCACAUCUGCGCCGCUCACGAGACGAGCUUCAGCACUGCAACUUGACUCUUCAGACACCGACACUAAAGGACUGAUGGUCAUGAGUUUGUACGAGCCGGACCGGCAGCCGGCGCCGGCGUGGACGUCAGUGGCGCGGCGCCGCACCGACCUGGUGCCGACCGUGCCGCUGGGCCGCGCGCCAGGUAGGGCCCACUCCAUGACCAGACUCGACCGUCUGCCCUCAGCCCGGCCCUUACACUCGGCGUCGCCCUCCAUGCACCAUCUCAACAGGACCCAGCCGCGCUCCGGCGAGACGACGCCGGGCUCGCGGCCGGGCAGCGCGCUGUCGCAGGCCGCCGUGCCGCGCCGCCCCGCCUCCACGCCGCGCCGCCCGCGCCCCGCCUCCAUCGCCGGCACCGGCCUCAACACGCCCAGAGGCGGGCUGGGCGAGAGCAUGUCCCAGAGUGCGGCUAGCACGCCCAGCGUGUCCCGCGACAGCACGCUGGCCGCCGCCCCGCGCCGCGCGCGCCCGCUCUCCCUGCACGCGCCGCUCCGCACCGCGACUCCAGCCGCGCCCGGCGAGGGCAAGCCUCCGGUGCACAGAAAGCCAAAGUCAUCCAAAGAACACGACAAGACUCCGCGCGGCAAGUCCCAGUCGCCGGGCCGAACCCGCGACGUGUCCGUCGAGAAGGAAACCGUUAAAGCGUCGGACAAGAGUCAAGUGGACGCCGCGGAGGUCACGCAGAAACUUGAGGCGCUUCAGGUCCACAACGGGGACGGCCCCCCGCCGCAGGGCCCUCCAACCCACGGUCCCCCGUCGCACGGCCCCCCGACGCAGGGCCCCCCGCCGCAAGGCCCCCCGACACAAGGCCCCCCGCCUCAUGGACCCCCGACAAUCGAAACAAAACAGGAGAUGGAACUGGAGCCUGAAACGAAACUUGACGAGAAACAAACCGAGCCAAGCAAGCUUGACAACAAGCCGGAGAAGAGAGAAGAAAAAGAGGAGAGGAGUCAAGAGAAGGAGAAGAUGGAAGAGAAUGAGAUGACAGCGUCCAUGUCGGGGCGCCGCAUCACCACGGAGGAGCAGGCCAAGGCCGCGCUGGCGGAGCGCCGCCGCCGCGCGCGAGAGGAGCUGGAGCGACACGCAGAGCUGGAGCGACGCAGGCUCCAACAAGAGGCGGAGGAGGAGGCGGAGAGGCAGCGGCUGGAAGAAGAGCGACAGAAACGCGAAGAAGAAGAGGCCAGAGAACUCGCUCAACUACAACGGAAGAUGGAGGAAGAGAAACUGCAGAAAGCCAUCGAGGCGCAGCAGCAGCUGGAGCGCGAGGAGGCGGCCCGGCGGUCGCGCGAGGAGGCGGAGCGGCAGGCCAAGCUGCGGGAGGACGAGGAGAAGCGCCGCGCCGCCGAGGACGCGGAGAAGCUGCGCCGGGAGGAGGCCGAGCGCGAGGAGAAGGAGCGGAUCGCCAGGAAACAACGCGUCGAGGCCAUCAUGGCCAGGACCAGGCUCAGGAAGGCGGAAGAAGAAAAGAAACAACAAGAAAAGGCUCAGAGCCAGCAGUCCACGCCGGCGGCUUCUGCGCAAGAAAAUCUUGCGCCGGCCAACAAACAAGAAGACCCCUCUCCGCCUGCUGACGCGGUACAAGCGGCGGCUCCACCGGCGCCGGUCGCCGCCCCACAGGACAACGGGAACGCGGCCACGGACGACCUGCUCGGGCUCGAUCCCCCCCGCGCCCCGGGAGACGGCUCCACUCCCACAACCCAGGUUGUAGAGCCGGCAACACUAGAGCCCGCACACGAGGCGCCCACUGUCCGCAGCGAACACAACGCUACGACCAACAACGGCAACGACACGGCCGACCUGCUCGGCUUGUCCGAACAAACCGACAUCGAGGACAAGACACAAGUGCAAUUGACACCAAAACAAGCAACGAUCGACAACACGCCAACCUCAAACCCAACAGAGACCAACAACGGCAACGUCCACUUGGACCAAACCUCCAACAUUGGCCACAUAUCCGCCAACUUCUUACAAACGGAGCGGACGGCCAACGAGAACCAAACAAAGAUGGCCGACGUUCCGAAACUUCUAGAAGACGAUUUCACAACGCACAACGGACACGGAACGCAUAAUCAUCCUUUGACGCUUCAGAAUGCUAUCUAAAGCGAUUGAGUUAAGGCUUAGAAUUGAAUGAUGGCUAUAUUUCAUAGCGUACAUAUUGGCUGGGCGUCGACCGACCAUAGAGACGCGGCGACGAACGAUACGUUAAGUAGUAGAGUUAACGAAUUUAUAAUUUGGAGAGAUUUUUGUUUAUUUCUAGCUAAUUUCUUUACUGACGAUAUACAAAUUUAUAUCGCAAUGAACUUGCGGUCGCCUCAAACCGAGCGAAAACGUUAAGGCGAAGUCAUAUUAAAAAA
This is a messenger RNA of Bombyx mandarina (wild silkworm), 3069 nucleotides long. Its product is annotated as ensconsin-like. NCBI's taxonomy places the organism in Eukaryota, Metazoa, Arthropoda, Insecta, Lepidoptera, Bombycidae. The record is from RefSeq and is a predicted model, not a curated record.